Messenger RNA from Darwinula stevensoni, 4133 nucleotides. Lineage: Eukaryota; Metazoa; Arthropoda; Ostracoda; Podocopida; Darwinulidae. The record is from the annotation of a GenBank genome assembly.
CCCCCCCCCCGGUCUCUCUCUUUCUCUCUCGCCAGUCGCGAGCGUGAGUCGUCAGUUUGUGCUCUCAGCUGGCCCUGGCGACGGGCAUGGAAGGAUCUGGGUAUCUAUUCCCCGCUUGACCAUAAUUCAUUCCAGUCUGCAUUCGGCAGCGGGGACGUUCGGUACAGGGCCUACAUGCGAAUCCGAGAAAGGGGCUCAGAAACGUGUCGUCCUGCUUUCUACUUUCUUCUCACAGCCUAACGAGGAUGGAGUCUGGUGCAUUUUCUCUCCUGAUUCCUCUGCUGUGCCUCUUGGGCCUGGCAGAAGUAACAGGGAGCAAUCAAGAGAACCAGCAAGUGUCCAUCCACGAUUAUUGCAUCGUCGGAGCCGGGCCGGCCGGUCUCCAGCUCGGAUACUUCUUGAAACAAGCUGGACGGGAUUACAUCAUCUACGACAAGGCCGACCGACCAGGCAGUUUCUUUGUGCGCUACCCCCGGCAUCGGAUGCUGAUCAGCAUUAACAAGAGGUUCACGGGCCGAAAGAAUCGAAUCUUCAACGAGAGACACGACUGGAAUUCCCUGUUGAGCCACGACGAUUCCCUCAGAUUCCCGCUCUACUCCGACGAAUUCUUCCCGCAGGCCGACGUCCUUGUGAAGUACUUAGAGGACUACCAGAAAAAGCUGGGAAUCAACGUCCAAUUUAACACGGAGGUGAAGAACAUCGUCCGGUUGCCACCGGACGUGCAGACUCGAAAUGGAACCACUUUCUUCAUGCAAGAUCAACACGGGAAUCCGCUCGGGUGCAGGGUAUUGAUCAUGGCGACGGGGUGGUCGCAGCCGAAGCUAGUGCAUUUUCCAGGUUCGGAAUAUGUGGAAAACUACAACGAUUUCGAUGUGAAUCCAAGGAAGUACGAGGGGAAGUCCGUCUUGAUCAUCGGCCGAGGGAAUUCCGCUUUCGAGACGGCAGACGCCAUUUAUAAAUAUACAAACGUAGUGCACAUGGUUAGCCGGAGCCGGAUUCGUCUUUCCUGGAACACGCACUACGUGGGAGACCUCAGAGGCGUGAACAACGCGAUCCUGGACACGUACCAGCUCAAGUCCCUGGACGGUCUUCUAGAAUUCGACGUCAGUCGCAUGAAGUUGGAUCGGAGGAACGGGAAACUCUACGUAUCCGUGGACUGGGGAGACCAAUACAACGACUCCUCGAUAUAUCCUCGAGUGAAGCCGGACAGCGAGGACAAUUUCGAUAAUUUCCCCUUCCGACUCCCCUACGACCACGUGCUCAGCUGCCUCGGAUUCGUCUUCGAUGAUUCCCCCUUCCACGAGUCGACGAAGCAAGAAAGGGCGGCAAAGAUCCCGAAAUUUCCCGCAAUAAGGUACGAUUUCCAGUCCUGGAACACGGAAGACCUCUACUUUGCCGGCACACUGGCCCAUUCCCUGGACCAUCGGAAGUCAGCCGGCGGUUUCAUCCACGGCUUCCGCUAUGCAGGUGAGGCAUACACAGAGCACCGAGCGGCCCCCCAUGUCAUCCCAUUUGGCGGCCUUCCGCCUCCAUGUUUUCCCAUUUGGUGGCCCUCCGCCUCCAUGUCUUCCCAUGUGGCUUCUCCCGCCACUUCAUUUGGGCUAGUGAAUCGUUUAAUGCCUUUUCACGUAAGAAGCCUGCACAAGAUCAUGGAGUACCGAUACCACGGACGCCCUUGGCCAUCCGCCCAGUAUCCAAUGUCCGAAUUGCUGAACGUGGUGGUGAAGAGGAUGAAUGAAGCCGCUGGCCCAUAUCAGAUGUUAUCCUUCCUCGGCGACGUUGUCAUUCUUCUUCACGAGCCUCCAGUGAAUGCUAAUGGCGGGUUCUCGGAACUCAUCAGUCAUCCAGUUGAUUAUUCGAGAAAGUACAGCUCGUUUGGGCACGAUUUCCAUCCCGUUGUGAUAUUUCCCCACAGUACAUUUGUGUACCUGGAGGAGUUCCCGGUGAAGCUUCUGCCGCAUUUCGCGGAGGUGACGGGUCACACGGGCUCCCAGAUCCUGGUGAUCAUCAACGAAUACGGUCCGGGAUUCUCGGGACCGGACGUGGACACCCUGGGCCCCGACCGGGCGUCCACCGGCGGUCCCAUGGAAGCUCAUAAAUCCAACUUCUUGCAUCCCGUCCUCUACUACUAUGACGGAUACCUUCCCACCGGUGAGAUGUGCGAUAAACUAAUUGCACUUCGUGAAAGGGGCGAUGUCGAGGAGGAAAUAAUGGAGUCGAACCCGAAAGAUUGGCCGUACGGUCUACCGAAGCCGAGCAAGAUGCACCACGUCGUCGAGGAUUUCCUCAGCGUCUGGUUGGGGUCCAUGACGCACGUCCUUCCGUUGAGGAGGUUCCUCGAGACCAUCUCGGGACAGGAUCUUCGACAUUACCUCAACGUUCACUGCUUCGACGUUGCGCUCAAUUUCGCCAAUGUUCCUCAGAGCUGCCACAACUUCCUCGACGGGCGGGGUUUGCAGUUCUCCGUUCGAGAGGGAACGGACAUCGUCAACUACCUCGUUAGACCUCUCUUCGGAGUCCUUGCGUUGGGAGAAACUCCCGCGGAGAAGAAGAAAAUGGAAUGCACGGAUGAAGACUUUGAUUGGGUCCCGAAUCAGGUGAAUCGGACCCAAGUACUGGAAAACCGGCGGGGGAAAUUCUAUCGAUCCACGGCAGACAUCUUUGCCCACGAUCCAAUGGACGAAACGGAAGAAAUGGAAUCCAUGCUGUUCAUCUACGAGGACAGACACCCCGAGUACAUGAUCGAGGAUGACGACGUGCAAAUGAUUUGGCGUUGGUCACGAUCUGCCGUCCCUUCCCACUUCCUCGAUUCUCCCUUGGAAGUCCUGACCGAACAGGACUAUCAAACAAAGACCAGCCACGUUCAACAUGGUCUCAUCUUGUUCUACCUUCCAUGGGACGGCGCGAGUCGCACAGCGAUGGAGCAGCUCUUCACCGUCUUGGCAGAGUUUCAUAAAGACCCAGAUUUCCAAGUGCCGUUCCUAGGUACUCUAAACUGCUUCGAUUGGCCCUUAAUCUGCGAACAGGAGAUGAUCAAUGAAUACCCAACCCUCAGACUCAUCAAAGACGGUCAUAUGCUGCCCUACCAGAGGCAACUGACCAUCCAGGAGCUCACUUCAACGCUCAAACUGUUGCAGAGGCCGGCAGUCGAACGGAUCAGGACGGCCAAGGAAGCCGAGAACUUCUUGUCUGCCGAAACUCUCGACAAAUAUGAAGUGGAUAACAGCGUGAUCCUCGUCUGGCCCGAUCUUGCCAACAAGUGUGACAAAGGAAGGCUGGAAGUAUUGGGUCCACUGAUAGGCAAGUACAUGUUUGCACUGGCAGACAAUUCCUCAUCCAACACCUUAUAUCAAAAGUACGGUCGUCACCUGGGUCUUCUGCACCGGGGACAACCCUGGGCAAUAGUUGCUCGAGGAUCCGAUGGUUACAUUCCCCAUCACAUCCGAUCUGUCCUCAUCCCCCACAACAAUAGAACCAUCUCAGGCUCCAUUGCAGACUUCACCAUCCCCAUUUUUGGCGAGCUGAAUGCAGCGACAUACCCGAUGUAUGCAAGGACAGGGAAGCCUUUGGUGAUGCUUUUCGGCACGGAGUUCCAGCGGAUCGCCCCGGCUUCUAUUCUCGGUCAUCUUGCUGCUUCGAACGCCUUCCCGCAGUUCCAUUUCGUCUGGCUCAACAGUGACAUGCCGGGAGUGUUGGUGGCGACGGAGGAUGGAGGACACAUAGCCAUUCUGGAUCAGGGCAUGAAUAAGGCAUUCUGGUAUGAUGAAAAUACUUCCUCCGAAAAAGACAUCCGUGUUUGGAUCUCAGACUUCCUCCAAGGAAAACUUUCGCCCCAAGGGGAGAGACCUCGUGCCGACUGGGUGCCGGCACAGGGUAGCUACGACUUCCUCGAAAUGAUCCAUAUCGACAUGAUGGCCAAGAAAGAAGCAGAGAUGAUGGCUCAAGAGCUCAAAGACACCAUGCAUCAUCGAGAAAGGAUACCCUCAAUGCCAGUCAAAGAAUCCCAAGUGAACCUCACAUCCACUAAGGAGGAUUCGCCCAAAGUCUUGAUUGACACGACUGCAACCCUCCUCACCAUACGUUCCAUGUCUGAAGCGUAUGGUCAGAAGGGCUUUCGAAACUCUAUCAUUUGA